UUCGCUAGGUCGAACCCGCACGCGAUUGAAGUCGAUUUCGGGUAGCCGACAUAAUCUGGGGUUCUCGGAUUAUCCGCUUUGUUGCCGCGUCGCCUUCAUCUAUCCUGGACCAACGUUUGGUCUUUUGAACAACAAUUCCACGUCGAUCCACGGUACAUUGUCCUGAAUCAUGGCAUCGAACACCCCCGAGCAUCAUUAUCCGACGAGUUAUGGAAUGUCCUUGUCUGGGCAAGGGAAAGUUGCAAUUCCACGAUUGCAAAGACUUGAACAAAGGCAGGGUGGACAGAAAGACAGACGUCGAGUUCCACGGGCCUGUACCGGAUAUUACCAGGCGUGUUCUUCAUCCGAUAGGCUGGCAUGAUUAUGAAUUGGUACGAGUUCUAACGGUGGCACAUUUAGUGUCGCUCCCACAAGAUCAAAUGCACCGGCGAGAAGCCAAGGUCGUCACCGAACAAUGCCACCAAUUAGCAGAGUUUCUUAAGGAUAUAAGAGACCGUGUAAGCGCCGAAGAUGGGGACCGAAUUACUGACAUCCUAGAUGAGAUCGAUGAGGACUUGUCAGAAAACAGGCUCACCCCGACUCCAACACCAUCGCAUCUUGACGUGGACGACAGGCGUGGCUCACAAGAAAGCGGAGAACUCAGUGGUACUGAAUACUUCGAGCAUCAUGAGACCGAAGCCUUGGACCUCCUGGAUGAAGACUUGCAUAGCAAAGACGAGGCCCGAUCAACGGGAUUCAUUGGAAAGAGUUCAGAGGUACAAUGGUUGCGUGCAGUGGUCCUAGCCCAGCAUGAAAGAACGGAUACAGAGUGGCCUGGAUCCGAGCCUCAACGCCGUCCUUCGGUUGCUCCAGGUAGCGAGCAGAUAAGUUCGUUUAGCUUCUGGGCUGACUGUGACGAUGUGAGUGUCAACUUCUACGUGGAUCCAUACGAACUGCCCCAACCCGACUUCGCUGAGCAUUUGAUACGAUGCUAUAUGCUCAGGGUGCACGAUUCCUUCCCGAUCCUGCCACGAAACUUCGAGGAACAAACUCGCGUGUAUUUCACGGCUUUGCGCGCGGGGAAUGCCCCACGUCUCAACCUCAAGUGGCAGGCCAUCUUGAAUCUUGUCUUCGCCAUUGGUGCAAAUUAUUCGUACCUUUACAAUAAGGACUGGCCGACAGGAGACGCCAAUGUGUUCCAAGCCAGGGCGCGGGCGUUUGGUUUGAACGAAGCUUCUCUGACUACUCAUGCUGAUGUGCCGCGAAUCCAAGGCUUGGGUCUUCUCGCGUUUUACUGGCUAAGUAUCGGACAGGUUAGUCGGGCUUGGACGCUUGUUGGGGUGGCUCUUCGUUCAGCCUUUUCCCUCGGCCUUCACGUACGGAACGAAGAUCCUUCCGCAAGCGCCUCUAAACGACAGACUUUGGUACAAACGUGGUGGAGCUUAUACUCUCUCGAAAGAAUGCUGAGUAUCAUUACCGGUAGGCCUAGCAUUAUCGUGGAUUCUUGCUGCUCAGUGCCGUUGCCCGUGGCAGUGUCGGAAGAAGAUCCAGCGGGGGAAAUGGAGGCGGCACACAGCAUGCGUACGACGAACGCAUCGUCGUCAACAUCUGCCAUAUUUUCCGGCUCUUCGAAUAUCGCUUCAAACGCUUCUCAAACAUCGAUACGACCUAGAGGAACACAUGCCAACUCGGGGCUGUAUUUCAGAGCCGUCGUUCAAUUAUCCAUCAUAACCCAGAACAUUCUUACGUCCCUUUACUCCGCGGGUACGAUGAUUCGGUCGCCAACCGAUAUUCAACAGGAUACCUCUCUCUUGAGCCAACGUCUCGAUCAGUGGGCGUCAUCGUUACCCCAGCAAAUAAGACCAGAUGAACCGUUGCGCAAAACGCUUGACGUGUCCGGCCGUGAGCGCAUGUUGCUUCGGUUCCAACUCUGCAGCGCACGAAUACUACUCACACGCCCAUGUUUGACUGCCAGGCGGCAACCGUGGAGGGAUGCAAAUGAUGCAAGCUUUUCGAGACGCAUGGCGGACAGCUGUAUCGAGGCUGCAAGCACGAUAAUUGCUUCACUUCCAGAUGAGUAUAGUCCUCAGCUAUAUGAGCAGUGCCCUUGGUGGUGCCUUGUGCACCAUAUCAUGCAAGCUAUCUCUGUUUGUCUUCUUGGCCUUUCACAUCCCACAUCAACAUCUUGUGAGGCAGCGAAGAUGAUCCAUUGUGUUACGACGGCAAUCCGCUGGCUGCAGAUGAUGAAGGGCCCGGUGGCAGAGCGUGCGCAUCGCAUAGCUUUGAGUUGUUUCGAGGGUUUGGCCAGACGGUACGCUGUCGACAUUUCGGGUCUUUGGAACCGGAGGGAGCUUCCGGUGAUGCAACAGCCGGUAUCCAAUACCCCUGCAGAAGUACAUCAACCGACGCACGAGUUCUUCUUGUUUUGAGCUCUCUAUCUUCAAAUGAGGUGGGGAAAGUCUGGUAAGAGGUAGGGCAGGCACAUACAUG
Molecule: messenger RNA, 2469 nt
Organism: Alternaria alternata
Lineage: Eukaryota; Fungi; Ascomycota; Dothideomycetes; Pleosporales; Pleosporaceae
Exons: 5
Coding region: 210-2408 (732 amino acids)
Biological process (GO): DNA-templated transcription
Molecular function (GO): DNA binding; zinc ion binding
Source: RefSeq, a predicted model, not a curated record